AUGGCUGCACGGACAAUACAUGCUGAUGAUUUAUUGUGCUUUCUGUUUAACUUCAGAGUAGAAGCUGAAAAUUUGAAAGUGUUGGAAAACAUAAAACAACUCUACUCAGUCAAAGAAUUAGUUAAUUUAAAAAAAUCUUUAAUUAGUCAUGUUGAAAGCCUGCUGGAAAGUGAAAAAUUGAAACUUGUUCCUCAAGGUAACACAAAGGACGCCGAAAUACAGGAAAUAUUUCAAGACCUCUUACUCAUCAGCAACAUCAGUCUCCAUCAGCAAUUCAACAAGAAAAUCCUUUUUCAAUUGUCUCGAAAAAGAAACGUCAAAUUAAAAACAUUAGAGGAACCAACAGCACUGGCAUGUGUCCCAAAUCAGCGGGGGAAAUUGUUAAAAAAAGUUUACUUUGUAAGUAAUCUUGCUGACACAGUCAAUAAUGAAACUUUGACAGAAUACUUGAAAACAAAUAAAUUUAAAGUAAUCAGUUGUUUUGAGGCAAAGUCUCAUCUGGGAAAAGGCUUCAGAAUAUGUAUUGACAUCAAUAAUUCAGAUAGCAUUUUCACAGAUUCUGCUCUCUGGGAUGAGGACACAAUCAUUCGUGAGUGGGUCUUCAAACCAAAUAAUAAUAUUGACAAAAAGAAUAAAAAUGAAAUUAACAUUGAUGGUAAAAAUGAAAUAACUUUAAUAAAUAAACAAAAACAUGAUGAAUAA
Messenger RNA from Helobdella robusta, 702 nucleotides. RefSeq lists its product as hypothetical. The transcript has 2 exons. Lineage: Eukaryota; Metazoa; Annelida; Clitellata; Rhynchobdellida; Glossiphoniidae. The record is from RefSeq and is a predicted model, not a curated record. Bases 1 to 702 code for a protein of 233 amino acids.